This is a messenger RNA of Tigriopus californicus, 1822 nucleotides long. Its product is annotated as cuticlin-4-like. Lineage: Eukaryota; Metazoa; Arthropoda; Copepoda; Harpacticoida; Harpacticidae. The transcript has 2 exons. Bases 100 to 1569 code for a protein of 489 amino acids. The record is from RefSeq and is a predicted model, not a curated record.
UGGUGCCUUUCUGCCUUUCGUUCGCGCAACAUAUCGGUUAUGUUUCAAAAGGAAACGAGCGCAUGAUGACGAAGUUUGGCUGGAAAUCAGUUGGGCAAAAUGUGGCGAAGGGAUCAGAGUUGUGUAUUUUUCUCGCUGGUUAUGGCGUGGUUUUGCCAUCCGAAAGGGCUAAACUGUCAACAACAAGUAUUGCAAAAUCAACAACAACAGCUACAGCAACAGCAAUCAUAUAAUCUAGAUACUAUCCAGGAGCGUGGAUUGGCAACUGCCAACUCCCAGCUUCAGGACAUCCAGGUUCAAUGCGAAAGAGACGCAAUGAAAGUCACUAUCAAAUUCAACACUCCUUUUAACGGAAUCGUAUUCUCCAAGGGCUUUUACUCGGACUUAGCAUGCGUUCAUGUGAAGCCUAAUUCUGGAGCGAAUUCAGCGGUGUUCGUUAUUGCCAAGGGGAGUUGUGGUCUGACCAGUUCGGGCAAUCCCGACGCCUACGGCCAACCCAAUCCAUCAGGAACAUUUGUUCAAAACACCAUCGUUAUCCAAUACGAUCCUCAAGUGCAAGAAGUUUGGGAUCAGGCCAGAAGAUUGAAGUGCACCUGGUACGAUUUCUAUGAGAAAAGUGUCACAUUCAAACCGUUCUCUGUCAACCGCCUUAACGCUGUCACUGCCAACUUCCUGGGAGACAGUUUGCAGUGUUGGAUGCAGAUUCAAAGUGGUAAAGGACCUUGGGCUGGCGAAGUUAGUGGGAUUGUGAAAAUUGGCCAAACCAUGACAAUGGUGUUAGGCAUCAAGGAUGAGGACGAAAAGUUCGACAUGUUAGUGAGGAACUGUGUGGCCCAUGACGGAAAACGCUCGCCCAUCCAAUUAGUCGACGAUCGAGGGUGCAUUCAAAGGCCCAAAAUAAUGUCCAGCUUCCAAAAGAUCAAGCACUUUGGAUCCUCGGCCAGUGUAGUGUCUUAUGCUUACUUUCAAGCAUUCAAAUUUCCAGACUCUAUGAAUGUUCACUUCCAAUGUGUGAUUCAAGUUUGUCGCUUUAGCUGUCCUACACCCGAGUGUAUAAGUGGUAAUGCCAACAUUCUUCCUCCAGCCUCGAAUCUAGAAACAUACUCAAUUCCUGUCUCCGGGAACCUAGCUUCAGGUUCAUUAUCCAUCAAUAGGAUGGAUGAAUUCACAGUUCCCUCCUCGGUGGGUUUGGUUGGUCCAGAAUCAGGGCGUUUUGGUGAAUCAAAUCAGUUCAACUUGCCUCAAUCGAUUGGCUUGGGAUCUAACUCAGUGAGACAGCAGCCGCAACAAUCGAAUAAUCGAUUGAGGAGAUCAGAACCAUUGGAACUGGAAAAUAUGCUUAAAGUGACGGUCAAGUCAGACAUGGGCGUUUUAGACUCAAAGGACCUCCAGUAUGAAAAACUUGGCUCUUCUAACGAGUCCUUCAUUGGCUUCGAGUCGUCGGAUGAGCACAUUAUUUGUGCCACAGUCAAUAAUCAUCACGGAUUAACCAUCAUUUUCUUAUUGUCAACCUUCGCUGCCUCAAUUUUAAUCAGUGUGGGAAACGGAAUCAGGUCCUGUUGCUGUUGAACCAACAAUGUCAACUAAUGUAGUACUUCUCUUUGCCAAAUGUCAGUAUUAACUUUUAUUCCUUAGCGUCAAUAUGCUCACUUGCCGAAAAAGUGAAAAAUACAUGCCCUAAAUCAUGAUAAUGGUUGAUAUGCUUUGAAGCGUAAAACGAGCUAGAGGUUUACUAAUAGCAGCCUGAUGUGAUGUGCUAGAAUGCACUCUAGAAAAAAAAUACUUCAAAUAUUUAAGAGAUUAGAUUGUGCCGAUGUAUUUU